UCUUUUCUUAGGGCUUUUGUUAAUUUUUGUUGCAUUUGAAAGAGUGUUUUAGGCUGAUAUUUUCUUCUCGGCUGCCGUUGCAAAAAAGCAGUGCUAAAUUCGGCCUUCUACAGAUGGAUCCAUCAGCUCUGAAUUCUCCCGAUCUGCAACGAUUCCUCAAUCAAGAAAAGGAAAAGGCCAUGGUCAAUGAGAUGGUGGCAAAGCUUACAAGUGUGUGCUGGGACAAGUGCAUCACUGGCACUCCUGGGAAUAAAUUCAGCUCCAGUGAAUCAGCUUGCCUUUCUAAUUGUGCUCAACGGUUCAUGGACCUGACUAUGAUCAUUAUGAAACGCAUUCAAUCCAUGCAGUAAACAGAUGCUCGGAUUGUUCGCUUUUCCUGCAAAAUCUGCUGUAUUUUUUUAAACAGGUGCUUGGAUAUGAAAUUCCUAUACGAGGACAUCUUUUGCGUAGAGUAUUCUACAAAUCAUUCGUCUGAACUUUCAUGUGGUCUUAAACAAAUGCUUGUUUAUCUUAGAAAAGAAUAACGAAUCUCACA
This is a messenger RNA of Hibiscus syriacus, 535 nucleotides long. Its product is annotated as mitochondrial import inner membrane translocase subunit TIM8-like. The record is from RefSeq and is a predicted model, not a curated record. The coding region runs from base 114 to 350 and encodes 78 amino acids. The transcript has 2 exons. Lineage: Eukaryota; Viridiplantae; Streptophyta; Magnoliopsida; Malvales; Malvaceae.